GAUCGGGAAGGAUCACUGAACUUUCCGAAAGACGUAGUUGUAGACAAACGCCGCGCGCCGGGACUAUUACAUACCCGGUGGGAGAAUCUCUUUGUGCGUCGCAGCCGCGUUAAAAAGAAUUAUAUACGAAACAACAAAGAUACGAGCGGAUGAUGUCGCGGGGUUCGAAGGUCGGUAAAAUUGACACGUGAGAAAGAAAACGCUUCUUUUUACUUUUCAAACUCGGACCGUGUCGAGUCUACGGCGAUGAAAAGAAAAAAUUGCGUAGCAGCCAGAAGACACAUGCGCAAACUCCCGCGCGCCGUCGUCCCUUUGUGUUAUUUUCGGAUAGCGAAUCACGUCGACUUCGUCGGAGACUUUAAAUAGGACCGGGCUGUUCGACGAAGAAGAUAGUACGUGACAUCGUUCCUACAUGCUGGAGCAUCGCACAGUUUUUCAAGUGAGUAAACAAGGAAAUGUCAAAUUCAACAUGCGGAUGUAUUCAUCAUCGACAUCGUCGUCGUCGUCAUCAUCAGUUUUGCGUGAUCAAAUAAUCUGCCAAACAGAAAGAAGAUAUUAGUGACAAGUUGUCUGACGGAUGUUCGCGCAGUACGAAUCUCUGUGGUGCGGUGAGAAAUUUUUGAUUAAUGCAAGAUCGAGAGAAAAGUUAUUGAGAAAUUUUUUCGUGUAUCACAAGGUCUUAAAAAGUUCUUUACUACUCGAAUUAAAUCAAAUUUUCCAUUUGAAUAUUAACAAAGGGAAAUUUAUUGUAAAGAAAAUAUAGAAUGGAAAUUACUGAGAAUGAUUAUAUCAAGAGAAUCAGAGAGAGUGAGUUAUAUUUCCUCUUUAAUGAUCUAACAAUUGUUUUAAACUACUAAGUGCCGACUGUUAUAAAUCACUCUAACUUUUUUACAUCAACAAGAAAAAAUUAAUAUUCUAAACCCUGCUUGUUUGACAGUUCCGCGGCAGAAUCUCAUCACCUUCGCGCGACAGGUGUCAAAUUUGUUCUCUGACGGUUAAUCCGAAACAUCUUAUUUCCGCUUUGCCAUUGUGUUUCGCCAAUUGCGCAAUGUUAUCGAGAUCUUGCAUUAAUCCGGUAACUAAAUAUUUAUGACGCACAGCUAUAAAGCAACAGAAAAUUGGCAUUGAAUAUUGACUUUUCUGCGCCGUUACGCCAACCAAUCCGAUCGAUCUGAAUCUUACGUAGUUUCUAGAUUUCUUGAUGGUGAAAUAGAAUGAUCUAUACACGCUUUUACUAAUUAAUAGUUCGAGAAUUUUUUUAUAGAAAAAAAUAAUACUGAGUAGAAUGGUUUUCAUGUUGAUUAACACACUUAAUCUGCGGGUCAUGGAAUAUUCUGUUCUCUGCGACCUAUGCGUUAUCUGCGGCUCACGGAAUUUUCCGUUCUCUGCGACCUUUGUUGAAAAUUUGAUAAUUUAUAAAUAUUUUAUUGAAAAACACUAUAUUAACUUUCUUCUAAGCGCGAAAAGCUUCGCCCACGCGUUACGCAAAAGUCGCGCCCACAACCAACCCGCAGAUCAAGUGUUAAUGGAGCAAUUUUUAAAUUUGUUAAAAUAUAUUAAAUUAAACAAUGUUGUCAUAAAUCUGCAUUUAGAUUGAUUUUGUCAAGUUCUGAAGAAAAAAAAAGAACAUAAAGUUAAAGGAGUUCUUCGCAUUGAAUUCCUAAAUUAUUGUGCAACAAAGACAUUUGCUGAGAGGAUGCUGAGUGCGUAAGACAGAUGCACCCGGUAUCUCGUGCGUUGUAUUCGCGGAGGAGACGCAGACUGCGUGAUUUCCCGAUCGACGAUGAUGCCACGUGACUUCCGGCAUCAUCGCCAAAAUUGCGCCGUCCUCUUGGCAAGGUUUCUAAAAGCUCGUGACGCGCGUGUCAGUGAAGUUCCCGGGGCGGGAGCAGAUGAUCGCGUUGCUCGUUCAUCGUCAGCCAAAUCGCGCGAAGCGAUCGUCGCAGAGUUAUCACCGUUGGAGGAAAAUCUUUACGAGCGCGUUUGACGAAGACGCACUGUCAACUAUGUCCGGAAUCGGGAAUCGAGAUUUCUCAGGUUUUCACGCUCGUCGUUUAAGGCACAUACGGGACGAAAUCAGACUCGAAAUUAAAUUUAAAAUGCCGACCGAGUGCAUCGCCAACCCGUUGCAGCGGGAGCUGGCCGACGCGAUAAUACGGUUGCAGCCGCUCGACGAGAUCCGCAUCCUGCUUGCGUGCGGCGCCAAACCCAACGAGCCGGUUACCCAGGGCCUCAGGCCCCUGCACUACGCCGUCUGGCAGCGUUACACCGAGGCCGCGCAACUGUUGCUGGUGCGCGGCGCCGACAUCGACGCCACCGACGAGUGCGGCUACUCGGCGCUCCAUCUCGCCGCCGAACACGGCUAUUUGGACCUGGUGAAACUGCUGCUUAAGUAUGGCGCCAAGGUGGACCAUCGACAGGACACGGGAGAACUGUUUCCCAGAACCAUGUUGUGCGACGAGCCGCUGCGUCUGGCUUUACGGAACCGUCACGUGGAUGUUGCAAGAACUUUGCUCGAGGCCGGUGCCAAUCCAAACAAGAGAUAUUUCUUCGGCUCUGAGAUUAAUCUGGUGUCUCCCUUAGAUAUGGAGUGCAUGGAGCUGCUGUUGGCCUUUGGUGCUCAGCCGAACACACGUGAUCGCGCCGGGUUAACGCCUCUCAUGAAGGCUGCUAGACUGCCACAGGGUAUAGCUUCGGUGCUUUUGUUGCUGAGCUACGGCGCGGACGUGAACUCGAUGGCGGACGCCAGGCACGAUUAUCGGACGGUGUUGCAUUACGCGAUCCUUGGUGGCGAUCCAGCGGUGAUCAAUCUGCUGUUAAAACAGGGCGCCCGAUUGGAUCUCGGGCCCGACUACCAGAAACCAACGGCCUUGGACUUGGCCAUUCUCAAGGGAGACCCGUCGAUCGUCGAGAUGCUGCUCGUGUCAGGUGCAGACGUGAACGCUACGUCGCCGAUUAUCGGCUCGCCGUUGCAUGUGGCGUGCGCGGACAACAUUCCGAAUCGGCUGGAGAUCCUGCGCAUGUUGUUGGAACGCGGAGCCGAUCCGAAUCUGGUGAUACGCAGCGACGACGGGCCGGCGUUGCGACCGGUCCUCGCCGAGUACGUGGCCUCGAACGAGAAUCCGGCGGUGGAGGUGGUUGCCUUGCUGCUGAAGUACGGAGCGCGAGUGGUGAUCAAGACGCAGUUUCGCGAUCCGCACGGGAUCCUCAAUUCCUUGCAGAACACGGCGGACAAACCGCGGCUGUUGCGCGCGCUGCUGGAGGCCGCCGAGAGCUUCGACCCCUGCAUGAUACGACGGUCCAGCAGUCUGACGGACGCGCAGAAGGCGCUGGUGAUGGAGGCCGCGAGAACCCCGUUGCCGUUGACGCAUCAGGCGAGGCUGAUAGUCCGCAGGCUCUGCGGCACUCGGCUGCCGAAGAUCGUCAAGAAGCUGCAGCUCCCGCAGUCGUUACAUCGUUAUCUCCUCUACGAUUUUUAUUAGCGAAAUAUUCGCUCGACGAGAAAAACGUUAUAUAUGCUCGUCUUUCCUGUAUAUUUUUGGUGAAAAUUGCAAAGAUCUUAUAUUCCAUUUGCUUAGGCCGACGCUUGGGAAUACAAAACUGCAAACUCCGAGAUACAAACAAGUAUUGAAAAAAAAUCUUGUAGUUUUUUUUUAUUUUGAAGAGGAUUUAUUAAUGUUGCGCGCGCAAAAUAUAUUUUUUGCAAUUAUACAACUUGAACCUGAACGUCAAGAACGUUUGUUAAUCUCAUCUUACUUUGUAUCUUGAAGUUUUGGUUUGGUAUCAAAUUUGUAUACUCGGCGUAAAGGAAACACUGUGAGAGUCACGUCGUCCUCCAUGUGCUACUCGAUGAGUACAAUGACAAGGCUGUUUGAGGCGCCACCCUCUUAUAUAUAUUUCUACUUAGUAUUCUACUUUUUACACGCGUAAGGGCGAACAACGUGAUUUGUAACCGCCUGCGUGAACACGAGAAAUGUAUAUUUUACCUACUUGCUAUACUCGUAUUUUAGUCGCCAAAUUUACACAUUUUGUAUUUCCUCUUUUUCCGCGCGCGUGUGCGGAAGAAAGCUCGUUCGCGACAGAAGACGAACCUCGUCCGUUUGCUCAAACGUCCGAACGUGGACGUAGCGGCGACAAUUUUUUUUUUUGCGCUUAAUGCAAAAAAAAAAAAAAAACAAAAACGGACACGUUUGAAAAUUUCGAGUUUACGACUUUAAAGCUUCUGUCGUCGAUCGAUCGAACAUCCAGGUUUCUUCCAGCUACGGAGCGCGAAGUGAUUUUGACUUUUGUACCUUUGUACAUAUAUACACAACGCGAUAUAUACGCUCAAUGUACAGUGUAAGGAAAAUAAAGAAGAUUCAAAUUA
Pseudomyrmex gracilis is the source of this 4366-nucleotide messenger RNA. Its product is annotated as putative ankyrin repeat protein RF_0381. Gene Ontology annotation, biological process: intracellular signal transduction. NCBI's taxonomy places the organism in Eukaryota, Metazoa, Arthropoda, Insecta, Hymenoptera, Formicidae. Gene Ontology annotation, molecular function: protein binding. The transcript is spliced from 7 exons. The coding region runs from base 1893 to 3482 and encodes 529 amino acids. The record is from RefSeq and is a predicted model, not a curated record. Gene Ontology annotation, cellular component: cytoplasm; nucleus.